AUGUUGCAUGAGCAGCAGGCACCGCCAUCACCGGCAGUAGCAGCGCCACCGCCCGUGCCCUCGGCACCGAGCCCGGCCAGCAACCACGACGACGACGAUGUCGAGGUCACGACGUUCCGCGACAUCCACCCUCUGACGCCCGACGUGCCGACGCCCCCCGCGCGCACCAGGUCCUGGGACACCGCCAGCCACCGCUCCUUCUCGUCCGAGGAGCAGUUCAUGACGAUGAGCCGCGAGUUCUCGGCCAUGGUCGCCGUCGGGGCGACCAUGCAGACCGGCGGCGGUGGCGCCAGCGGUGGGUACGACGGCGGCGCCGACCAGCUCACCAGCAUCGGCGAGGACGAGCUGGAGGAGACCAACCCGCUGGCCAUCGUCCCCGACAGCCACCCCAUAGUCACGCCCGCCUGGUCCAGGGCGUCCGCCGCCGCCUCCGGGCUGGAGGUCGUGCCGGCGCCGACGCCGACGCCUCCGCCGCAGCCCGCGCACGUGGAGGCCAGCCAGGUGAAGAAGGAGGAGGUGGAGACCAAGGUGUCGGCGUGGCAGACGGCCGAGGUCGCCAAGAUCAACAACCGCUUCAAUGUGGAGGAGGUGGUCAUCAACGGCUGGGAGACCGAGCAGGUGGAGAAGGCCUCCGCAUGGCUCAAGAAGAUCGAGAGGAAAUUGGACGAGCAGCGCGCCAAGGCGGUGGAGAAGACGCAGAACGACAUCGCCAAGGCGCGGCGCAAGGCGGAGGAGAAGCGGGCGACGGCGGAGGCCAAGCGGGGCCUGAAAUUGGCCAAGGUGUUGGAGCUCGCCAACUUCAUGAAGGCCGUCGGCAGGGUGCCCACCAAGCGCUCCUUCUUCUAG
Miscanthus lutarioriparius is the source of this 846-nucleotide messenger RNA. The record is from the annotation of a GenBank genome assembly. Lineage: Eukaryota; Viridiplantae; Streptophyta; Magnoliopsida; Poales; Poaceae.